UAAAUGUCCAAUACACGCAGGGUUGUUAAUGCCUAUCAGUAUCAGGACCUUUUUGUACUUUUGCAACCUGCCCCUGUCUUUGCCCCGUUCGCACAACCCUCGUAUCUCUCUUGGCUCAUUGGUUUUGCAGAUCUAAAUCCAGUUACAAUUCAACAUGUUUUGGCAUCUUACAGCUAUCUCUGCUUCGUCACCGAUUGAGUCUAUCUUGGACAAAGAAAGUUUCACAUUGGAAGAGCUCUUGGACGAGGAAGAUGUCAUCCAAGAAUGCAAAGCUUUGAAUAGUCGCCUCAUCAACUUCUUGCGUGACAGAGUCCAAGUUGAACAAUUACUUCGAUAUAUCACAGAGGAGCCUCAAGCGGAUGCUGAUAGCAAACGAAUUUUCAAGUUCCCUUUCAUUGCUUGUGAGAUCUUUACAUGUGAAAUUGAUGUGAUCUUCAAAACUUUAGUGGAAGAAGAAGAGCUAAUGGAUCUACUUUUCUCAUUCCUGGAGCCAACCCGUUCCCAUAGUGCCUUGUUGGCUGGGUACUUCAGCAAGGUUGUGAUAUGCCUCAUGUUGCGGAAGACAGUUCCACUUAUGAAUUAUGUUCAAGCGCAUCAAAAUGUUUUCCAACAGCUAGUUGAUUUGAUUGGAAUUACAUCAAUCAUGGAGGUCUUGGUAAGACUUGUUGGAGCUGAUGAUCAUAUGUAUCCUGAUUCUGUGGAUGUGAUGCAAUGGUUAACAGAUAGCAAUCUGUUGGAGAUGAUUGUGGAUAAAUUAAGUCCAUCAAGUUCUCCUGAAGUACAUUCAAAUGCAGCAGAAACUUUAUGUGCUAUAACUAGAAACACAUCAUCUCCUCUCGCCUCUAAACUUUCUACCUCAAGUUUUGUUUCAAGGAUUUUUGGUCAUGCAUUGGAAUUGGAUGAUUCACAUUCAAAAUCUGGACUUGUGAGCUCAUUGUCUGUAUGCAUAUCUUUAUUGGAUCCAAAAAGAUCAUUUCCUUCACCUCCAUUUUAUUCUUUUCGUGGUCAUCAUGUAUAUGAGUCACCUGUUCAAGUCAAUCAAGAAACUGUAGGAGCAAUGUUGCCUCAACUCAGUGACUUGUUGAAGUUGUUAAACGUGUCACUUGAUGAAAAAGUCUUGCCAACUACAUAUGGCCAAUUGAAGCCUCCUCUAGGAAAGCAUCGGUUAAAGAUUGUGGAGUUCAUUGCAGUUUUAUUGAAAACUGGAAAUGAAGUUGCAGAAAAGGAGCUGAUCAGCUCUGGAACCAUACAAAGAGUUCUUGAUCUUUUCUUUGAGUACCCUUUUAAUAAUGCUUUGCAUCAUCACAUUGAGAGUAUAAUAUAUUCCUGUUUAGAAAGCACAAACAAUACUGUAAUUGAUCAUCUGUUUCAAGGAUGUGGUUUGUUUGCCAAGAUUCUUCAAACAGAAAAUAAUCCCUUCCUUUCUGGAGAACUUAAUCAGCCUACAUCAUUGGCUUCCGGAAGAAAUCCACUCAGAGUUGGAAACAUAGGACACAUCACUCGCAUUGCCAAUAAAAUCAUGCAGUUGGGAAACACUGAUACUCGCAUUCAGAUGCAUAUUCAGGAAAGUAGCGAAUGGAAUGAGUGGCAAGCUACAGCUCUACAGGAUCGGAAUAUGGUUGAAAAUGUUUACAGAUGGGCUUGCGGGAGGCCAACUUCAAUUCAUGAUAGAAAUAGGGAUAGUGAUGAAGAUGACAUUCAUCAUGAUAGAGACUAUGAUGUUACUGCUUUAGCAAAUAAUUUAAGCCAAGCAUUUAGAUAUAAUGUCUAUGACAAUGAGGAAGGUGAAGAGGGUCAUGGGACUCUUGGGAGAGAUGAUGAGGAGAAUUAUUUUGACAAUGAAUCUGCUGAAGUUGUGAUAUCAUCCUUGAGACUGGGUGAUGACCAAGGGAGCAAUCUGUUUACAAAUUCAAAUUGGUUUGCUUUCCAAGACGAUAAAAUGGGGGGAGACACAACCGCCACGUCACCGGAAACAAUGGACGAAAUCAACUUGAACGGGGCGGCAACCACCAAUGAGGAUCACGACGACGUGGUGGUGGGGGCGGAUGAAGAUUUUCUCAAUAUCAAAAAUUCCAAUAAUGCCCCUACCCGAAGCCCAAACCCGUUCAGUGAAGACUAUGUAGAAAACGACGAAGAUUUAUUUGCAGACAGACCGAUGCCCGAAUGGGUGGGAUGGGAAGAGCCGUCAAAUGUUGAAAUCCCGGUUCCGGUUCCUGGGUCCGGGGUCAACCCGUUUGAAGAAGAUUACAAUAAUACCCCUGAUGUUGACAUUCCAACACCAGUAGAAACGCCAAUGCCAACGCCAACGCCAACCCCAACGCCGGUGCCUUCGUUGUUUGAAGAAGAUGUGGAGUUUGUAGGGGUAGAAUUGGAAUUGGACGGGUCGGAAAAGGCGAUGGAUAAAGCGCUUAAGGAAGGGAUUGUGGGGGAAGCGGGGGCGUUGAAGAGGAAAGUUGUACCUGGUGGGCCCGAGAAAGAGAAUGUUAGUGACCCGAAGGAGUUUAAUGAUAGUAAUUAUUGGAGGGUGGAUCAAGAAAUUGCUGUUUCUGAGUGACAGUGACAGCGAUAGUGAUAUGAUAUGACAGGUUUUGUAUUAAAGGGGAUGGAUGGAUGGAUGGAUGUACAAAGUAUAAUUUUGUUGAAAAUGGACAUAGUUGUUGUUGGGUUAGGUUAAUUUGGGAUGUUGACAACUUGAUUAUUAUUACUUUGGAUGUUAUUUUCUCUUUGUUGUUUCUAGAUAUGUCUUUUAACAGAUUAUGGGGAGGUUUUAUACUUUUAUUAGUUUAUAUUCCUCCCUUUGUAUUAUUAUUUUUGUAUUUUUGGUCAUCUACAUUCUACAAGACAUCAUUAUUUACA
This is a messenger RNA of Lactuca saligna, 2856 nucleotides long. The record is from the annotation of a GenBank genome assembly. NCBI's taxonomy places the organism in Eukaryota, Viridiplantae, Streptophyta, Magnoliopsida, Asterales, Asteraceae.